Molecule: messenger RNA, 4731 nt
Organism: Ochotona princeps (American pika)
Lineage: Eukaryota; Metazoa; Chordata; Mammalia; Lagomorpha; Ochotonidae
Gene: CNNM4
Product: cyclin and CBS domain divalent metal cation transport mediator 4
Exons: 8
Coding region: 107-2521 (804 amino acids)
Biological process (GO): magnesium ion homeostasis; magnesium ion transport
Cellular component (GO): plasma membrane
Molecular function (GO): magnesium ion transmembrane transporter activity; sodium ion transmembrane transporter activity
Source: RefSeq, a predicted model, not a curated record
AGUUGGCUCGGCGGCGGCGGAGCGGCAGGAGCGGCGGCGCCGAGCGGGGCCGCGCGGGGCGGCGGGGCGCGGGCGGCGGCGGCGGCGGCGGCAGAGCCGGAGCAACAUGGCGCCGGUGGGUGGGGGCGGGCACCCGGGCGGCGGGCCGGCCCGAGGGCGCCUCCUCCUGGCGGCGCUGGCGCUGCCGGUGCUGCUGUGGGCGCGGGGGGCCCGGGGCCAGGGCACCCCGCCGCGGGGCACGAUCCUGGGCAUGAGGCUGGCGAGCUGCAACAAGUCGUGUGGGAUGGACGAGAACGGUAUCAUCUUCGUGUCCGAGGGCAGCACGGUGAACCUGCGGCUGUAUGGACAGAGCCUGGGUGAAGUCUCCAGCAACCUGAUCUCCUUCACCGAGGUGGACAACGCCGAGGCCGCCCGCAACUCCACCAACUGCCUGGAGCUCACCAAGGACCUGGUGGUCCAGAAGCUGGUCAACGUGAGCCGCGGGAACACGUCCGGGAUGCUCGUGGUGCUCACCAAGUUCCUGCGGCGCAGCGAGAACAUGAAGCUGUACGCGCUGUGCACCCGGGCCCAUGCCGGGGAACCCUGGGUCAAGUGGACUGACAAGGACUCACUGCUGUUUAUGGUGGAGGAGACCGGGAGGCUCCUGCCCCUCUGGCUGCACAUCUUACUCAUCACGGUGCUGCUGGUGCUGUCGGGGAUCUUUUCGGGCCUCAACCUGGGCCUCAUGGCCCUGGACCCCAUGGAACUGCGCAUUGUGCAGAACUGUGGCACUGACAAGGAGAAGCGCUACGCCCGCAAGAUCGAGCCCAUCCGGCGCAAAGGCAACUACCUGCUGUGCUCGCUGCUCCUGGGCAACGUCCUGGUCAACACCUCCCUCACCAUCCUCCUGGACAACCUCAUCGGCUCAGGCCUCAUGGCGGUGGCCUCUUCCACCAUCGGCAUCGUCAUCUUUGGCGAGAUCUUACCUCAGGCCCUGUGCUCCCGGCAUGGGCUGGCCGUGGGCGCCAACACCAUCAUCCUCACCAAAUGCUUCAUGUUCCUCACCUUCCCCCUCAGCUUCCCCAUCAGCAAGCUCCUGGACUUCUUCCUGGGCCAGGAGAUCCGCACGGUCUACAACCGGGAGAAGCUGAUGGAGAUGUUGAAGGUGACGGAACCCUACAACGACCUGGUCAAGGAAGAGCUCAACAUGAUCCAGGGGGCCCUGGAGCUGCGCACCAAGACGGUGGAGGACAUCAUGACGCAACUCCAGGACUGCUUCAUGAUCCGCAGCGAUGCCAUCCUGGACUUCAACACCAUGUCCGAGAUCAUGGAGAGCGGCUACACCCGCAUCCCCGUGUAUGAGGAUGAGCAGUCCAACAUCGUCGACAUCCUGUACGUCAAGGACCUGGCCUUCGUGGACCCCGACGACUGUACCCCCCUCAAGACCAUCACCCGCUUCUAUAACCACCCGGUGCACUUUGUCUUCCACGACACCAAGCUGGAUGCCAUGCUGGAGGAGUUCAAGAAGGGCAAGUCCCACCUGGCCAUUGUGCAGAAGGUCAACAACGAGGGUGAGGGAGACCCCUUCUAUGAGGUCCUGGGCCUGGUCACCUUGGAGGACGUCAUUGAGGAGAUCAUCAAGUCUGAGAUCUUGGAUGAGUCGGACAUGUACACCGACAACCGGAGCCGGAAACGAGUGUCUGAGAAGAACAAGCGUGACUUCUCAGCCUUCAAGGACGCUGACAAUGAACUCAAAGUGAAAAUCUCACCCCAACUCCUCCUGGCUGCUCAUCGCUUCCUAGCCACGGAGGUCCCCCAGUUCAGCCCCUCACUGAUAUCAGAGAAGAUCCUGCUGCGGCUGCUCAAGUACCCGGACGUCAUUCAGGAGCUCAAGUUUGACGAGCACAAUAAGUACUAUGUCCGCCACUACCUGUACACCCAGAAUAAGCCUGCCGACUACUUCAUCCUCAUCCUGCAGGGGAAGGUGGAGGUGGAGGCAGGGAAAGAGAACAUGAAGUUCGAGACGGGUGCCUUCUCCUACUAUGGGACCAUGGCUCUGGCCUCCGUCCCCUCUGUGCCUUCAACCCAGGUCGGGUGUCCGCUUACCAAGCGGAAUUCCUUGCUCUCCUGGCUCGCAGACCGCUCCCCGGCCCACCCUAUGCCCCUUAGCCGCUCGGCCUCCCUCAGUUACCCGGACCGCCCAGAUGCCAUGAUCACCACCACCACCACAACCCCAACCCCUUCUCCCUUGACGGGCAGCAGCAACCAGUUCGGCAGCUCUGUCCUGGGCCAGUAUGUCUCCGACUUCAGCGUGCGGGCGCUAAUGGACCUGCAGUACAUUAAGAUCACGCGGCAACAGUACCAGAAUGGGCUGCUGGCCUCACGCAUGGAGAACAGCCCACAGUCCCCCGUGGACGGGCGCACCACCUGCAUGGACAACUUUGCCGAGAAGUGCGAGCUGCCAGUGGUGGAUGAGACUACGACACUUCUCAACGAACGCAACUUCUUGCUACACAGAGGCUCCCAUGAGAGCGUCAUCUGACAGGAGGGCCCGGGGUCCCCCGCCUGCCCUGCGGGGGCCUCCCCAGUGGGCCCGCAUCAAGAGAGGGAGCCUGUGCAGCCGGAAGGGUAGACGGCCCAGCCAACUGGGCAGCCACUCAAGUGGGGCUCUCUGACCAGCUCAGAGGUGUUCACGGCUACCCUGGCCUGGACUGCUGGGACAAUGGGCUGGCUACUAUGAGCAAAGGCUUUGUUUUUUUACUGGAUUUCUAAGUGGGACUCAUUGCUCCUCUUUUUAAGUAUCAUUUGGGAAGGGUUGACAGGGUUAAGGAACUUUAUUUAAAAAAAAACAACUUUUUUUUUUAAAAUAUUUAGACAGGGGGAGGGUUAUCUCACCCCAGGAAGCAACAGCCAUAACGUGCUUCCAGCUGUGACUUUCCAGCUCCUGUCCCUGACUCAGGGAGCCCCCCACCCCCUUUCACCUCUGCCUCCACUGUGCCGCUGACAACCCACAGAGGUCGGAAGCCCAGAACCCGCUGGAGGCCAGUUGACUCUUGGGAAGAAGGUGGCUGUCCCCCCAUGGAGCACCAGAACCGAAUGAAGUUGCGGUCGGCUGCCUGGACGUGGGCCCUGAGGCUUGUCGGAAGUCGCCAAAGCCGAGGGACUUCUGGAUAACUGUGAUCAGGGAUGCAGUGAGCUAGCUGCAGCCUCCCAGGCUCUCCCAGUGAGUUGGGGGCCUGGCAGGGACUCUGCCCUGGAGACGGCAUCCUCCUGAGACUGGGCGGGCCACACUCAGAUCAUCAGGCAGGGCCUCAGACCUUCCCCAUCGCUGCCUCCUCGACCCAGGCCCUGCCCUCACUUGUACCAAAGGUUGCCCCCCUCGGUGUGGUAGGUGUCUUCGACAAUGGAGGUGACUUGGCUGGGUGGCCUUGUCCUAGGUGUCUGUGUUGUUAGCAGCUAAUUGCCCCUUCACCCUGCCAUCUCUCAAGGAGUCAAGGCCCCCAGCUCAACUACCUGUUUCCAGUCCCCAGACCUCAAUCCUCCUGGGGGUCGGGGACGAGAGGACAUAUUGGUAGUUGCCACCUCAGCAAGUUCUUAGGGUUCUUUCCUCUGCGGCUGCCCAGAGGCUCGCCUGAUGUCCUUCACCAGCCCUGGCAACCCUGGAAAAGAGUUCUGCUAAAGGCAUGUAGCUGGCAGUCCCCUUUCUUGGCACCUUUGCCCUGUGCUGGGACUCCAGACUUCCACUGUGGGGAGGCUGUGGGACCAAGGGCUGUGAUGGCCCUUCUGUUGUCAGGUACAACAGGAGCUUGGACCUGGAAUCCAGGUGAAAGGGGCUCGCAGCCCACCGCCACCACUACCACCACCAAGUAGUGUUCACGCACCCCUUUCUUCAAUCAGUGGAGUCCUGUCACCCCAAAUGCUCUGCUUUCCAGGCGCCUGGAGAAUCUUAAUUGCUGGGACUGGACUAUGUGUCACACCGAAGUCCACUGUACCUGACCAGCCUCAGAACUGACUCCAAGAAGCCUGAAUGGAAGGUGGUGUGACAGCCAUGGGUCCUUAGCCUUAAGGACAAAAAAAAAAAAAAAAAAAAAAAAAAAGAUGCCAGACUUCUGGUUCCUGUGGGGGAAACCCCUUUGUUUGCUACAGGAGCAGCUUGUUCCCCUGUCAUUACAAGAGCUGGCAGAGCCGAGUGCUGGGCACAGCCAGACGCACUGGCCCCAACCAUGUGGGCAUGUGUGGAGCAGAAGGAGCAGGUGCACACGCCUCACAGCUACCUCUGCACACACACAGUUCCUUCUAACAGAUGGUCCUUCCCGUUUCCCUGCCCCCAUUACAAUCACUUCUCGCAGAGGGUCAUAAUUCUUUCCAAAUAUUACUGGUCCGAUGACUUCCUCCUCCCAGUGCAAUUUUUUUUUUUCUUUCCACUUCCUAUUCCAACCUCUAGUUCCUGGGCUGAGCCAUACCCUGGACCUGGCCCACCCUGCUUGUCUUCCCUGUAAGGGAAAAGUUUGCAUCCGGUAUCCAAAUGGGUAGGCAAGUCACAGCCACCGUAGCAAAUAACUCCUAUUUAUUUUGCAUAAGAUUUUAAUUUGUAUAUUUUUGUGAUUUAUUUUGGCAUCGUUAUGAGUUUGACUCUCGGGGAGUUUCGUUGUUAUGCCUCUUGUGUCUUUUGUCACAAAACAAUGAUAAUAUUUGCUAAACAAUAUAUGGAAUUUAUUUUUGAUUGGUAAUAAAAGAUGAAGUAUAUAUACA